This is a messenger RNA of Penicillium arizonense, 1746 nucleotides long. RefSeq names its product tyrosyl-DNA phosphodiesterase 1. Gene Ontology annotation, biological process: double-strand break repair; single strand break repair. Bases 1 to 1746 code for a protein of 581 amino acids. Gene Ontology annotation, cellular component: nucleus. The record is from RefSeq and is a predicted model, not a curated record. NCBI's taxonomy places the organism in Eukaryota, Fungi, Ascomycota, Eurotiomycetes, Eurotiales, Aspergillaceae. Gene Ontology annotation, molecular function: double-stranded DNA binding; 3'-tyrosyl-DNA phosphodiesterase activity; single-stranded DNA binding. The transcript has 4 exons.
AUGGAGCCACCAAAUAAGAAGAUAAGAACCGACUCAGCCUCUCCGGAACCCGAGUCAAGACUGGAAUCUCCUUUGUCUACAUUACCCGAACUAGUCACCUUACACAAAGUCAUCACCCCACCAGAACGACCUCGAAUCUCCGGACAGGUCGCUUACACCGACUCCGAAGCAGAGAAGGAGAGCAAUGAGCCAAAGACCAGCCAAACAAGCCCUAAAGCUGGCUCCAUUCCUCCAAAGGUCAUCGACUCUCCAGUUCAACUCACACACAUCCGUGAUCUUCCAACAAGCAAAGGCUAUAAUGUGGACACGGUGCGACUCCGUGAUAUCCUCGGGGAUCCAAUGAUCCGCGAAUGCUGGCAGUUCAAUUACCUUAUCGAUGUGGAUUUUCUCAUGUCGCAAUUUGAUGAAGAUACUAGAGGUCUUGUUAAAGUCCGUGUUGUGCAUGGGUCGUGGCAAAGAGAAAGUGCGAACAAGAUUCGUAUCGAAGAAGCAUGUGCGCGAUAUCCCAAUGUCGAACCUGUCGUGGCAUACAUGCCCGAGGCCUUCGGGACGCAUCAUUCUAAGAUGAUGGUGCUUCUUCGGCAUGAUGAUCUAGCCCAGGUUGUCAUCCAUACGGCGAACAUGAUCCCUAUGGACUGGACAAAUAUGACACAGGCUGUCUGGCGCUCUCCGCUUCUUCCGCAGAACCCAUCCUCGGCACCAGAGACAGACGCACCAAUUGGCUCUGGGUCCCGAUUCAAAAGAGACCUUCUCGCCUAUUUGAAGGCAUACGGUCCCUCCAAGACAGGUCCGUUGGUUCAACAGUUGAAAACCUAUGAUUUCGAAGCUGUGCGCGCUGCCCUUGUUGCCAGUGUACCAUCCAAGCAGCAUGCCAACGACUCCAAUUCAGACGAGGGAACACUAUGGGGAUGGCUCGCACUCAAGGACCUUAUGAGCCGAAUCCCAAUUAAAAACACCAACCAGGACGAAAAAGAGAGCCCCAAAAAGCCUCACAUCGUCAUCCAGAUCUCAUCAGUGGCAACACUAGGCCAAACAGAUAAAUGGCUAAAAGAAGUCUUCUUCAAAGCCCUCUCCCCAUCACCACACUCACACCAAACACCAACUCCAACCUACUCGAUAAUCUUCCCAACACCCGAUGAAAUCCGCCGCUCCUUAGACGGCUACAAUUCCGGCGGCUCAAUCCACAUGAAAACACAAAGCGCAGCACAACAAAAACAACUCGCAUACAUGCGUCCCUAUCUGUGCCAAUGGGCCGGCGAUGAUCCCACAAACGGCACAUAUAUCGACCUAUCAGGCGACGAGCCACCGAAACGGGAAGCUGGUCGUGCGCGCGCGGCGCCGCAUAUCAAGACUUAUAUUCGGUUUCGUGAUGGGAUGGAGAGCAUGGACUGGGCGAUGGUUUCGUCGGCGAAUCUUUCUACGCAGGCUUGGGGUGCGGGGGUUAAUUCUAGAGGGGAGGUUAGGAUUUGUAGUUGGGAGAUUGGGGUUGUUGUUUGGCCGGGGUUGUUUGGUGAUUGUGCUGAUGAGGGUGGGGAGGCGGUUAUGGUCCCUACUUUUAAGAAGGAUCGUCCUUCUAUGCCGUCAGAGACGGCGAAGGAGAAGGGGGAGGGGACUGUUUCUGUUGUUGUUGGAUUCCGUAUGCCUUACGACCUACCCUUAACGCGGUAUGGAGCCUCGGAUGAGCCGUGGUGUGCUACUGCCUCACAUGAACUGCCCGACUGGCGCGGACAGAGCUGGAUUGUUUGA